CAGACCUGCGAGUAACUGGGUCCGUGCUUAACCAAUUCAAGCGUUAGGAUUAAAUAGUACAUAUCUGCCUCUUGCAUCUUCUGGCUGCUCGUUAAUUCAGUAAUUAGUCAUUACCACCCGCUCCUCCACAUACCAGUGCCUUAAUGACCACUCGGCAACAGUACAUGAACAUCUAUGAGUGGUCACUGUGGAUCUUGCAGCUGGACAUUUGAUAAUCUUGGUGUUGCCAUCAUUAACUUUAGAACUGAGGAAUUGUUUUAAGUGAAAUACUUCGCUAUGAAUCAGACAAGGAAAAAUUUACACAGAGACCUACAGCCUGAAUCGACAUACGGGAAACAGAGCAGUGGUGACUUGCAGAGUCGGUUGAAGACGAGGAAACUACUUGGAGUAGGUGAAUGUGAAGAUGGCUCCGUGCCGCUAUCAAAGAUCAGUCAAAUUCUCGGCAGUGAUGAUCAUUAUAUUAUGAACAUGCCGGCCGGAUUAAGGUUAUGGCAAGUGACUACAGCUGUAGUAUUUACAUCAGUAUCUCUUCUGUGUAUUUUCUUUCCCGUAACCAUCUUUAACAUGUUAUUCUCCAGUGAGUGUGGCAAUGAUGCAGUUCUACCACUCAGGCUUUUUGGAGCUGCAAUCAUCUGUCUUGCCUUGUUGUUUUGGAGUUCAGUGAAGUCUCUGAGUCGUUAUAUCAUUAGAUGGACCCUGUUAGCUGAGGUCUUAUAUCUCUCGCUUCAAGUCACAGUGAUUUGGUUUACACUCUGGGAUACACACCAUCUCUCAUUCCCCAGCCUCCUCGUCUUGGUAACCAUGGCAAUGGCUAUCAUCAUCAGUCUCUAUUUCUACUCCAUCCUGGCUGGCAUCACCUUCAAGACCCUACUCCGAGGAAGAGCCCUCUUCGCUGACUUCACACAACACGAUAAAUGUGACUGAAAACAUUUACCCCAAACAAUGUGAUCGCAAAAACUUUCAAGAAGUCAACUCAUGGGCAAUUGUAAUACAGUCAAACCUGCUUUAAUGACCACCUGUCUACAAAGACCACCUGCCUACAAAGGCAACAUUUGUUGUUUCCCUCGAAAACGGUUUCUCAUUGAAUCAUGUACUAAAGAAACAUGUCUACAAAGGCCACUUUUUGUGUUACCCUUGGGCGGUUGCUAUAGACAGGUUUGUCUGUACCUUAUUGUAUCUUGUAUCGCCUACGGAUAUUCUGCUCGGAUUGUGUGGUAUGUUUUUUUAUGAUGUGUUCACGUCUCAAAAGGUGAUAGAUAAUUCCACUGAAAUUGCCGUAGGUUGAAUUUUUGAAAGUCGUUGUGAUCGUAUCAUGAAAGACAAAGAGGUAGAGAGCAAAGAAAAAUAUUUAUUUUUAAGAUUAGAGUUGUGGCUAAAAGUUGAGGAUGAAUUCAAAUUCUUGCAGUCGAAUUAUAUAUUUUGUAGAAACUGGUUUAAAUUCUUCCUGAUUUGCUUUUCAUGCAGUAGAUGGAUUUUGUGAAGAAAAAAAAUUAAGAUCACACUAUUGAUAACUUCCUGGACCAUAACCAUGGUUACUGAAAAGCAAACUCUUUGAAUGUUACUCGGAUUAUCAAGAACUCUACAAAUGUUUGGCAGACAGCAUCUCUAUUGUAAUUUAAACGUUCAGUGUAAUUUUUUUAAUAGAUUCUCCCAGAGCUUAUGUUCUCUUAUCAUAAUAAAGGAAGAUUAUAUUACAUCAUUUAUUAUACUUUUCGGAAUGCUAAGUUUAAGUUUUGAAAAGCUAAAAAAGUUGGUAACUUAUAUCAUGCAUGUAUUCUAAAAUGAGAGCUCAUUUGGUUGUCAUAGAAAAUUUUGGAUAAAAAAUGAAAUCAAUACUUUACAUUGGUGCUAGUACACAUGACUUGAUAAACCGGUCAUUUAGUUAUAUACAAUAAUCAAUUCCUUAUCCUAUACCUUCAGUUUUUUGUUUAAAUUGCAAUUAAAAAUUAAAGUACCUCUUAAUAAAAUAUAAAUGAUAUAUUUCUCUAAAUAUUCAUCAGUCUUGGAACACCGUUUGCUUCUAUAAAUGAACAAAGUGAAGAGCAUGUUAUGAAAGUAAAUCGUGAUAUAAUAUUAAGGAUAAAACAUUUUUUCAGAGUAUUAAUUAGUCUUGGAUCACCGUUUGAACCAAAUAUAACAGCAUAAUUUUAGCAAUAUUCGAUGUAAUGGCUUCAUUUUACUGUUCGAUGAGCACGUUUAUCACUUUUGCUUUAAAGGUAUAUAUUUUUGUAAACUUGUCAUGUAUACAUUAUUUGCUUUUCCAAAGACAGAUGCUUCGAAGAUUAAGAAGGGACGCGCUUAUUUAUUUCAGACUGAUUAGUUUUUUUUUUUAUCAAAAUGAUAAGUUUGCAGGCAGUUUGAUCAAACUUGUAUCGUUAAUGAUUUACUAAUCUUGUACUUGUAGUAAACACAUUUAUUAUACCCAAAGAAAUUUCAUCACGACCUGAAAGCCUAGCUGUACUUAAGUAUUUACAGACUGAUCUUUGUUUCUACUAGUAUGAUCAACAUUAAAUGUUUUUCCAGGCAAUGUGAUCAUAUUUAAAAUAAUGAAUUUGUGUUAUAAUUAUUGAUUUAAGCAUCAUGUUAUUGUGGUCAAAAACAUAUAUAAAAUACAGGAUUCGUGUAUAUAAUAUUUGUAGAUUGCAGUUUAAUCAGUGAUUAGUCUAAGUUUUUAUUGUUAUUGUAUUUUACAUUAAUCAAGACUGCACAUUAAUUGUGAAAUAUGUUUUUAAUUCAUUAUAUCAAUGUUUAAAUCUAAAUGAUAUUGUGCCUAAAAUAUUAAGAGGGAAAUCAAUCAUGUGUAAUUAUUGUACAUAACUGAAUGAUACUCUUUUGUUAUUUCAUAAUUAUCUUUUUUUAUACACAUUACAUAUAAUUAUAGAAAUUUUACAUAAAUGAUGUGAGGGCGGCUAGAUUUAAAUUGAAUAGUAAAGUUGUCAGUUUAUACAGUAUUAUGUACCCAUCCCAGAAACGUUCUCAGAUAACUGGAUGGAUAUAUCCCGAGUAUUGCAUGAAACCCGAUUGCGAAGACUUUCAAGAAACCAACUGAAAGGGCUAUUCCAAAACCCUGUUGCGUUGCCUGUACAUCAUUAUUCGAUUGUGUAAUACUUCAUUGUCACCUUUGUAAAUAUCAAUAGGUUACGCACGAUGCUAUUGGUAUUGUCUUUGUAUGACUUUGUUAAAGUUUUUGCAAAUUGUUUUAUCAAGAAAAGGAACAAGCAACAAAAAAGGAACAUAAAUGGGAGAAGAAAUGAAAGAGAAAAUCCAUGCAUGUGUAGGAAUGUGUAUGGAAAUUUAUUUGCAAACAUACACAUAUCACUCAUGUGACAUAACCAGCUUUUUUGUGUCCCAAUUGAAAAAAGCCCGAAACAUUUUUCUACCUUGUGCAGAAUGUUUGCAUUCUUUUGAAAACUAUUCCCUUUUAACUACAUUUCAACAACUUGGUAGAAGAAAAAUGGUUUGUCUUGUUUCCUCUAUAGUUAAAUCUCACAACUGUUUACAGCCCCAACGUAUUUAUUUUCUUUCUUUAUAAAUGUGCAAUAUCGCUGAAGGUACGUCUACUUGAACUGGACGAUCUCCUUUUUUAUAUGUGAUUUUUACAAAAAAGGAUCUAUGUAUGUACUAAGUGUAUGUACUAAUAUGUCAUUGCACAUUUGUUUGGUACACUUUUGUCCAUCUAAGUAUAUAGAUUUAGCUAAUAAAACCGACACUCACAAAU
Molecule: messenger RNA, 3718 nt
Organism: Strongylocentrotus purpuratus (purple sea urchin)
Lineage: Eukaryota; Metazoa; Echinodermata; Echinoidea; Camarodonta; Strongylocentrotidae
Gene: tp53i11
Product: tumor protein p53-inducible protein 11
Exons: 7
Coding region: 277-924 (215 amino acids)
Source: RefSeq, a predicted model, not a curated record